Molecule: messenger RNA, 2007 nt
Organism: Penicillium subrubescens
Lineage: Eukaryota; Fungi; Ascomycota; Eurotiomycetes; Eurotiales; Aspergillaceae
Exons: 6
Coding region: 1-2007 (668 amino acids)
Biological process (GO): proteolysis
Molecular function (GO): serine-type peptidase activity
Source: RefSeq, a predicted model, not a curated record
AUGCAUCUCAAGGCGGCUCUGUUGGCCCCGGUCGCGUUGGCGGCGGUUGCUGGGGCCCGCAAGAAUGUACGGGAUGUUGAGCCAUGUGCGCAGAUCUCCAAGUUGGUGGCAGAUGCCAAUGAUAAUCACAUCAGCGCUAAAGUCCCCCAUGGCUUGGCACAUCAAUGCUUGAUGUCCAUGCCGCUCGAGUCGAGCCGGGCAGUGACGUUCUUGAAUCAAGUCCGAAAGUACUUAGAGUUUCACUCGACGAUUGACAUACUCAAAGAUCCUCCUUCUGGUUAUUCGAUGCCAUCCACUGAUCUUCUGGGAGGAAUUGAUGCUAUACUGGAAAAGGUCAAUAGGAAUGGGUACUCCAGCCAAUUUGAGAUGGAUCUCGAAGUCUCCGAUCUCAUCAGAUCGGCAUACGAUGGCCACUUGGCAUUCCAACUAUGCUCACAGUCGAUUUUCAAUUAUGAGAUCGACAUCCCCCUCGUGUCUAUCUCAACGAAUGGUCUUCAACUACCAGAGGUCUAUACUUUGAGCGACGCAAAACUCCAGCAAAGCGGCGCCAAAGAUGUGUCUCCCCUUUUAUCUAUCAAUGGCACAGAUGCAGCCGAGUUCCUUUCAUCAUAUGCGUCUGGCCAAAGUCUUCAAGAUCGCGAUGCUCAGUACAACCGAGUCUUCCCGGCUUUAGCUCGCAGCGUCACCGGAACCUCCAUUGAUCAAAACGGUAUCUGGGCUAGAACGGCUGACUGGAGUGAUGGUUCCCAGAUGAUUCUCAAGUAUGGCAAUGGGACUACUCAACCCGUGGAGAAGGUAGCCGUUCCAAAGGAGAGAUUGUUCUCAUACAAGAACGGCACAAGUCUAUACAAGAUCAACUGCAUUCCUCGAGGGCUCCCUACCGCCGAGAAUUCCUCUCCCACUGCAGAAGAAGCUUCCUCCAUGCCUGGGCUCCCAGAUACACAAUGGCACAACUCUGCUAACUCCAUCGGGGGUUAUUUCUCAAAUCUUACUGGUCUCGAGGACACUGGUAUCAUCUUCUUACCCACAUUCUCCUCCAGUCCCCGGGAGGUGGCUCAAGUGGUGAUAGAUUUCCUGAACAACGCCACCAGUGCUGGGAAGAAGAACAUUCUUAUCGAUGUUCCAGCUAAUCCAGGUGGAUAUUUAUCGAUUGGACUUGAUCUGUUCCGGAUAUUCUUCCCGGAUGCUUUCCCAUACACUGCGACGCGGUAUCGAGCGCACGAUGCAGCCAAGUAUCUCACCAAAGCAUAUUCACGUUCUGACACCCAGGACUCGAGUAAUACCUUUGCGUACAAGGAGAUGGUUGCUCCAGACCAGGAAACUGGAUUCAGCUCCUGGGAGGAUCUUUAUGGACCACAUGAGGUCCUAGGGAGCUCUUCGUCUAGCUUGCUAGCCAACUUCAACUACACUGCCACUUCGAGUCAAACCUACCCCAUCAAUGGAUACGGGCCUAUUGCGUUGAAUCCCGAGAAAUCUCUUUUCCCGGCUGCUAAUAUUGCAAUUAUCACCGACGGUGAUUGCGUCUCAACCUGCGCCUUCUUCGUCAAACUCAUGAAGCGCCAAGGUGUACGCACCAUCACCUUCGGCGGCCGUCCAACGGAAUCCCCAAUGCAAGGAGUCGGCGGCGUAAAGGGGGGCCAAUCCCUCGGAAUCAACUACAUCAACGGCUACAUCCAGCAAGCCAACCAGCUGAUCCAAAAGUCGGCCGGCAGCUCAUCUCCUCUCUUGACUACCGAGGAGUGGAAGAAAUUCAACGAUUCAAGUCCUGGUACAGAAACCUCCUUUGCUUGGAGUGGAAGCGUCAACCUGCGAAAUGAAUAUGAUCCAGACGAUGAUCAGACUCCGCUACAGUUUGUCUAUGAGGCGGCGGAAUGCCGGCGCUUUUAUACGAUUGAUAACUAUCUCCAGCGGGAGACUGUGUGGCAAGAUGCUGCAGCAUCCAUGUUUGGAAAUGGGGGUUGUGUGAAGGGGUCGACUCAUGGGAAGGGUAGCUUGAGUGCACCUUGA